UUCAUGAGAUGUGAGGAGUUUUUGGUGAAGGGGAAUCCCGUUCCCUCCGAUGUAUCAAACAAAGCAUAAAAUCUUAAUUUUAUGUUUUCAUGUAUAUGUUUAUGAAUUAUAUAUCCUCUUCCUUACGCUUCAAAUCGCUCUGCCUUCAUGCUUCUUCCCACCAUUAUGAAUUUAUGAUAUAAGCGUUCAAAAACUAACGAGUCCAAGGUACGCAUCUUCCACUCUGCUUGAUUUCUCUCAAUGGGUUUCUCCCGAUUCCUCAGGCGACUUGCACAUAUCGGAGAAAGUCGUAAAACUCUCGUCGACAAAACCACAGAAUCCACCCUUAACUUCCCCUUCUCGUUUGCCAUCACUACCAAUGAAAUGGGUUCUCUCAGAUCUCUCAGCAGUUCAGUAAAACCCGGAAAAUAUCCAAGUUUCACACAGACACCUAUCUCCUCUGAUGAGAAUCUUCAUUGCAGCUCAUCUCUUUUGACAAAUAUAUGGUCAAGUGGUUCUGAUAGUACUCAAGUUUUGUCUGAGACCAACAACGAAAACCUAAAUAUUAUAGACGGUCGAAUCUCUGAAGACACUGAUAAAAUCUGCAAGAUAAUCUCGAGCCACCGCACUUCAUCUGCCAUUGAGUCCCAUCUAGAUCGCUCCGGUGUCAUUAUCUCGCCAUCUCUCGUCGAGGAAGUCCUAAAGAAGCUAAGCAAUGCGGGGGUUCUCGCUCUCUCAUUCUUCCGGUGGGCCGAGAAGCAAGAAGGGUUCAAGCAUACUGCUGAGAGCUAUAAUGCUCUCAUAGAAGCUCUGGGAAAGAUCAAACAGUUCAGAUUGAUUUGGAAUGUAGUCCGUGACAUGAAGGGUAAGAGUCUACUAACGAGGGAGACGUUUGCAUUGAUCAUUCGGAGAUAUGCGAGGGCUAGGAAGAUCAAUGAGGCGAUCGAGACAUUCGAGACGAUGGAGAAAUUCGGGAUGAAACCAGAGUUAUCGGAUUUUAACCGAUUGAUUGAUACUCUCAGCAAGUCUAGACACGUUGCGAAAGCACAGCAGGUUUUCGAUGAAAUGAAGCAUAGAAGAUUUGUGCCUGACCUUAAGACAUACACGAUUCUUUUAGAAGGUUGGGGCGAAGCAGAAAGUCUAUUGAGGGUGGAGGAAAUCCGUCGGGAGAUGAGGGACGAAGGGUUCGAGCCUGAUGUAGUUACCUAUGGUAUCAUCAUCAAUGCCUACUGCAAGAUGAGGAAAUAUGAUGAGGCAAUUGAUCUGUACCGUGAGAUGGAGGCAAAGAAUUGCAAGCCCACUCCGCAUAUCUAUUGCACACUGAUUAACGGAUUGGGUUCUGACAAGAGAUUGGAUGAAGCUCUUGAGUUCUUUCAACUAUCAAAAGCCAGUGGUUUCAUACCUGAAAUACCUACUUACAAUGCAGUUGUUGGGGCCUACUGUUGGUCAAUGCGAAUGAAUGAUGCAUUUCGAAUCGUUGAUGAGAUGAAGAGAUGUGGGGUAGGACCGAAUUCUCGGACGUUUGAUAUUAUUCUUCAUCACUUGAUAAAGGCCCGAAGAACAAAAGAAGCGUACACAGUUUUCCAGAGAAUGGGCAGCGAGGUUGGUUGUGAACCAAGCCUGAGCACUUACACAAUAAUAGUAGCAAUGUUCUGUAAGGAGGAAAGAGUCGACAUGGCUCUGAAGGUCUGGGACCAGAUGAAGUCCAAAGGAGUCCUUCCCAGUAUGCACAUGUUCUCAGCUUUGAUCAACGGUAUGUGCUAUGAGAAUAGAUUAGACGAUGCCUGCAAAUAUUUCCAAGAGAUGCUGGAUUUGGGUAUAAGGCCUCCAGCUCAGAUGUAUAGUAAUCUGAAACAGUCUCUUAUUGAGGAGGGGAAGAGCGAUAUUGCUCUAAUUUUGGGUCAGAAGCUUGAUAAAUUAAGGAAGACUCCAUUGGUUGAUAGAAAAGGAGAAAGGCUUGGAAAUGACGGUUGAAGUAUGGUGCAGAUGUCAAUCUCACUCAAUGCCUACCAGUUUGCACUUUGAAAUGUCUGUGGGAGCUAGAAGCCACUAUUUGAUCAAUCAGGCCUAUGAAAUUUUAUUUGACCAAUUUUUUCAUUUCCUAAAUGGAGUUUCCAUGGAUGAUUCACCAAUUCCUUCCAUUCAAAAUAAUGGGAUUGACUGGACUUUGUUUUGAUAACUGGAGAGACUGGAAUUCUGUAAUGUCUAAAGUUGAAUUAGUUGGGUUCAUGUUGAUUGCUCAGAGUGAUUAUAAACUCCUCAA
Messenger RNA from Nelumbo nucifera (sacred lotus), 2242 nucleotides. RefSeq lists its product as uncharacterized. NCBI's taxonomy places the organism in Eukaryota, Viridiplantae, Streptophyta, Magnoliopsida, Proteales, Nelumbonaceae. The record is from RefSeq and is a predicted model, not a curated record. Gene Ontology annotation, molecular function: protein binding.